Molecule: messenger RNA, 2661 nt
Organism: Anguilla anguilla (European eel)
Lineage: Eukaryota; Metazoa; Chordata; Actinopteri; Anguilliformes; Anguillidae
Product: protocadherin alpha-C2-like
Exons: 2
Coding region: 162-2633 (823 amino acids)
Biological process (GO): homophilic cell-cell adhesion
Cellular component (GO): plasma membrane
Molecular function (GO): calcium ion binding
Source: RefSeq, a predicted model, not a curated record
CACAGGAAGCCCUGACAGUUCGCCUGUAUUUGAGCUGCGUCGCAGUGUCCGUUAGGAUAGCUUUCUGGGUAUUAUGACUAAAUACUCACAAAUAAUUACUCUUCUCGCCGGACAUUAACCUGUGGGUGGAAAAGCGUGACUGGACAUAAUUUACCGCCACAAUGGUCUGUGAUAUGACGGUGCAGCGCCGGGCGAGGUACGUCUCUGUUCUCUUUGUGUUUUGCGGGAUGUGGCGCGCUGCUUUGUCCGUGACUCGCUACUCUAUCCCCGAGGAAAUGCAGGAAGGCUCUGUGGUAGCGAAUCUCGCGACGGAUCUGGGAUUUGAUGUCAGGGACUUGUCCCAGCGCGAGGUAAAACUAGAUAUUAUACAUAGUAAGAAAUACCUAGAGAUCAACAAAAACACCGGAGAGCUCUAUAUCUUAGAGAAGAUAGACAGAGAAUAUUUAUGUCCGAUGAAAACACUGGAAUUCUAUGUUCCGUGUUUGCUUAAAUUAGAUGUUAUACUUAAAAACCCAUUGAGAAUAUUUAAUGUUGAGCUGGAAAUCACUGAUAUCAAUGACAACGCGCCUCGUUUUCGAAGAGAAAGAAUGGAACUGGAUAUUUCAGAAUCUGCCUCACCGGGAGAGAAAUUCUCUUUAACCAAUGCCGUUGACCCGGAUGUCCGCUCGAACUCUAUGAAAACGUACUACCUGAGCGAAAACGAACAUUUUUCAAUUGAGAUUCAGAGUGGAAGUGACGGAGCAAAAUAUGCGGGGUUGGUUUUGAAAAAGGCUUUGGACCGGGAGGAGCAGGCUGUACACAAUCUAAUACUCACCGCUGUAGACGGCGGAGUCCCGGCGCGGUCCGGCACCGCCAGCAUCAUCGUGCGCGUGCUGGAUACGAAUGACAACGCCCCUCAAUUUGACCGGCAGGUUUAUUCCGUUAACAUUACGGAGAAUUCUCCGUUAGAAACACUUGUACUGAAGCUGAACGCUACAGACCUAGAUGAGGGCUCAAAUGCAGAGAUCGAAUAUUCAUUCACCCUGUACACGUCAGAGAAAACGCAGGAAGUGUUUUCUCUGUAUUCAAAUACAGGAGAACUAAAAGUCAAAGAUGUCAUUGAUUUUGAGGAAACUAAAAUGUUUGAAAUGUACAUUCAAGCUAAAGACAAAGGACCUAUCCCCCUAUCGGGAGAAUGUAAAGUGUUGGUCUUUGUCACCGACGUGAAUGACAACUAUCCUGAAGUCACAAUAAAAUCUUUCAAAAGCUCUAUAAAAGAGAAUGUUGCCAUAGGAACAGUAAUAGCAGUAAUCAGCAUUAGCGACCGAGAUUCCGGAGACAACGGUCAUGUGGAUCUUUUAGUUAAUGAACAGUUACCUUUCGCGCUGAAUAAAUCUUCUGAGGGGUAUUUCUCACUUGUUGUUUCAAAACCUUUAGAUCGUGAAAAAGUUUCUGAGUAUGACAUCACUAUCACAGUCAAAGACAGAGGCACGCCCCCUUUGUAUGAUAACGAAACGCUCACGUUGCAGCUACUGGAUGUGAACGACAACACGCCUCAGUUCCCAAAGUCAUUCUACACCAUCCCAGUGAUGGAGAACAACGCGCCGGGAUCACUGCUGAGUUCUGUUACCGCCUUUGAUCCAGACCUGCACGAGAACCAGUACCUGGUUUAUUUCAUUGUAGAAAAGGAGAUAUACAACACGUCAAUGUCAAUGCUGUUUUCCAUUAAUCCAGAGGACGGUAAUCUUUACGCGCUGAGGACUUUUGACUACGAGAGAGAGAAGGAGUUCCUUUUCCACAUUGAGGCCAGAGACUCGGGAUUUCCUCCCCUCAGCAGUAAUGUCACCGUCCACAUCAUUAUCCUGGAUCAGAACGACAACACGCCGGUCAUAGUCUCUCCCUGGCGCGCGCAAGGCUUUGUAGUGGAGGAAGCGAUCCCGAGAUCCACUGAUAAAGGAUACCUGAUCGCCAAAGUGAUCGCCAUUGACGCAGAUUCUGUGCAGAACUCUCGGAUCACGUACCAGUUUCUACAGAUUACUGACGCCACUUUGUUUAGUCUGGACCAAUACAACGGGGAAAUCCGGACAAUGAGAAUGUUCAGUUACCGAGAUCCGCGUCAUCAGAGGCUGGUUAUUGUCGCCAAGGACAACGGAGAUCCGUCUCUUUCCGCUACAGUGACUAUUAAGUUAUCAACUGUGGAGCACGUCAUUAAAGCGUUCUCGGACACCACAGAAUUUCCUUUGGAAUAUGAUAUAUUUUCAGACUUAAACCUGUAUCUGGUGAUCGGUUUGGGUUCGGUGUCGUUUCUGUUAUUGAUCACUAUCCUGGUGAUCAUCGUGCUGAAGUGUCAGAAACCGAAGCCCGCUAAACCGACCCCUCCCUGCAGGAACAGCGUGAUUAGCCAGAGGAACUCCACCAUAGCGGACUCCACCCUGGUCUCCAGCGAUGCCUACUGGUACAGCUUGUUUUUAGCGGAGACGCGGAAAGGAAAGGUGGUGGUUAGGCAGCCGAUACCGAAGGGGGCCGGAUACAUGGUUUCCAGUUUACCCAGAGGCACGGGCCUGACGGAGACCAGCGGAUCCAGAGCUUCCACUCUGCAGGUAGGGACGCAACAAGAAAGGUCUUUUUUAUUUUUGCAGUUAACUGUCUCCUAAUAUAAUUACUUUACUACUACUACUACUA